CUGUUCACGCGACCUGUCGGUCUAAUCAUGAAUAGCAAUUUGCAGACGAACAGUCCUGUAUGUCACGCGCCUCUCGCUCAUGCUGGGGUAAAUUGUCUCCCUUUUACGACAAUUGGCGCCAUGAUUGCCAAGUAGCUCCGUUACAGAGACCUUAGGGAAAGCCCAAGUGUAGUGAGCGGUACAUCAGGUGGCUGCUUUUGUAGAAAACAAGCUGCAGUUUUGUGUUGAUGGAAUCAAAGAAACUCCUGGAAGCAGACAUGUCGACACCAAAGUACGAGUCCAUGAACGGGGGCCUGCCGGACGAUGAUGAUGAACUCCUGGACAUCGCCACGGAGAUCGCCACGGAAACAGCCAGUACAACCAGCGCUGGCAGCAACCAACCUUUCCUAGCAUGGUUCCGACGAAAGGUUGACGCUACAGGGAUGUCGCAGGACGAUAUCAGUCUCCAGCCUUUUCUCAACUCAUGUGAGUCAUCGACCAACAUCCUUGAUUCUAGCGAGGAAACCAUGCUAGAAUUCGGCCAGUACGAUGACUUCCACACGAUAGACUGGGUCCGGGACAUUUCCCGCGACCGUCUGCGGCACAAGCAGAUCUCCAGGAAGAGUAAAGAGUCGUGUUGGGACCUGAUCAAGGGGACCCACGAUGCCUGGUCGGGGUGGCUGUGUGUGCUGUUUGUGGGCAUGGCAGCAGGUUUGUUUGCAGGCAUUGUUGACAUCGGUGCCAGCUGGAUGUCGGACCUGAAGGAAGGCAUCUGUCCCGAGGCGUUCUGGCUGAACAAGGAGCAGUGCUGCUGGGGCAGUAACGACACCACCUUCGACGACCGGAGCUGCUCGCAGUGGCUCACCUGGUCCCAACUCUUCGGCAUCCACACGGAGAACGCGGGGACGUACAUCCUGGACUACAUCAUCUACGUGCUGUGGGCGCUGUCCUUCUCCAUGAUCGCCGUCUUCCUGGUCAGAACCCUGGCGCCGUACGCCUGCGGAUCGGGGAUACCAGAGAUCAAGACCAUCCUGAGUGGUUUCAUCAUCCGAGGUUACCUGGGGAAGUGGACCCUGAUCAUCAAGUCUGUGUGCAUGAUGUUAGCGGUGUCGGCCGGCCUCAGUCUGGGGAAGGAGGGGCCGCUGGUCCACGUCGCCUGCUGCAUCGGAAACUUCUUCUCCUACUUGUUCCCAAAGUACGGCAGGAACGAGGCCAAGAAAAGAGAGAUCCUGUCAGCAGCGUCCGCAGCAGGCGUCUCCGUGGCUUUUGGUGCCCCCAUAGGGGGAGUUCUCUUCAGUCUGGAGGAGGUGAGCUACUACUUCCCAUUGAAGACAAUGUGGCGAUCGUUCUUCUGUGCCCUGGUGGCCGCUUUCAUUCUCCGCUCCAUCAAUCCAUUCGGCAACAGCCAUCUGGUGAAGUUCUAUGUGGAAUACAACACUCCCUGGUUCUUCUUCGAGCUCCUGCCAUUCAUACUGUUGGGAGUCUUUGGGGGUCUGUAUGGGGCGUUCUUCAACAAGUUCAACCUGAAGUGGUGCAGAUUCAGGAAGAAGACCAGAAUGGGGCUGUUUCCUAUUGCUGAGGUGAUGAUUGUCACAUUCAUCACAGCCUUGCUGGCAUUCCCCAAUCCCUACACGAGGGAAAACACCAGUGUUCUGAUUCAGAGAUUAUUCAAGGACUGUGGACCUGUGGAUGACUCUGAUCUGUGUGACUACAACGCAACCUACGCGCCGAACCUGAACAACCGUAGAAACCCGUACGGGGAGGCGGGGACUGGUGUACAGAACGCCAUGUGGCAGCUGUUCCUGGCACUCAUACUGAAGGGCAUCCUCACCAUCUUUACUUUCGGCAUGAAGGUACCAGCUGGUCUGUUCAUCCCGUCCAUGGCGGUGGGGGCCAUCGCUGGCAGACUCAUCGGGACAGGGGUGGAACAGCUGGCCUUUAACUUCCCUGACUGGAUCCUGUUUGACGAGGCGUGUGCGGGCGGACAGAGGUGCGUGACGCCGGGUCUCUACGCCAUGGUGGGGGCUGCGGCUGCGCUGGGAGGGGUGACCAGGAUGACGGUGUCGCUGGUGGUGAUCAUGUUUGAGUUGACGGGAGGUCUACAGUACAUCAUCCCCAUCAUGGCUGCCGUCAUGACCAGUAAAUGGGUCGGAGAUGCAUUUGGCAAGGAGGGCAUCUACGAUGCCCACAUCCACUUGAAUGGUUACCCGUUCCUGGAUGCAAAAGAAGAAUUCAAACACACAACAAUUGCUGCUGAUAUCAUGAGACCAAGGAGAGGUGACCCUCCACUGGUUGUCAUUGAACAGGACAACAUGACUGUGGAAGAACUAGAAACCCUGCUUCAGGAGGAAGACUACAACGGCUUUCCUGUGGUGGUGUCCAAGGAAACACAGCUGCUGGUCGGGUUUGUGCUGAGAAGAGACCUCAGUCUCGCACUUGAUGAGGCAAGAAAAGCCCAAGACGGUGUUGUCAGCAACUCCAGGGUCUAUUUUACGACUCAUGUCCCAGGACCGCUGGAUGUGGGGCCAAAACCCCUCAAACUCAAGAAAAUGUUAGACCAAAGUCCGUUCACCAUCACAGACCAGACUCCCAUGGAGGUGGUGAUCGACAUGUUCCGUAAACUGGGCCUGAGACAGUGCCUGGUCACGCACAAAGGACGUCUCUUAGGCAUCGCCACAAGGAAGGAUGUACGGAAACACAUCGCAACACUGGCCAAUCAGGACCCAGUUUCUGUCCAGUUCCAUUAAGCCAGACCCAACAUGACCUCUGAUUGGUCGGCUGUUGGGGAUCAUCACUAAGAAGGAUAUCCUGAGACACAUAGCCACACUGGCCAAUCAGGAUCCAGAUUCUAUCCAGUUCCUUUAAAGGAAGAAUCCAGCCCAUUGGAUAGAUGAGCAAUAGAACAGCUGUUCUGAUUGGUUCAGCUUUGGCCAAUGAAUUAAAGUGAAGAUACUCUGAGGAAAUUGAAAGGAUGUUUAUUUCCAUAUAUGGGUAAAUUCCUCAGGUGACCAUGUUUCAGCUCUGGUGGCCAUUAUUUCACCUAAUGAAAAUAUCAAUAUUCAAUUGCAAAUGUUUACCAGAAACUGUA
Molecule: messenger RNA, 3067 nt
Organism: Branchiostoma floridae (Florida lancelet)
Lineage: Eukaryota; Metazoa; Chordata; Leptocardii; Amphioxiformes; Branchiostomatidae
Product: H(+)/Cl(-) exchange transporter 3-like
Exons: 22
Coding region: 228-2726 (832 amino acids)
Biological process (GO): transmembrane transport; chloride transport
Cellular component (GO): membrane; early endosome; Golgi apparatus
Molecular function (GO): voltage-gated chloride channel activity
Source: RefSeq, a predicted model, not a curated record